Molecule: messenger RNA, 1293 nt
Organism: Saccoglossus kowalevskii
Lineage: Eukaryota; Metazoa; Hemichordata; Enteropneusta; Harrimaniidae
Product: beta-1,3-galactosyl-O-glycosyl-glycoprotein beta-1,6-N-acetylglucosaminyltransferase 3-like
Cellular component (GO): membrane
Molecular function (GO): acetylglucosaminyltransferase activity
Source: RefSeq, a predicted model, not a curated record
AUGUGUUCGGUGUCAAAUUUUGCAAACUGCGUCGGAGACGAAGGUGGAAUCCACGUAGCUAGGAUGAAGAACAAGCACGAUUCGAAGGAUAAGUCCAAAACGUCGUUUUUUCUACCUCCCAGGCGACCAAAUCUGAAUGAGACUGAAGCAGAUAAAACGUGCAGAGGUGCGAUGACCAGGGAAAUGUGGGAUCGCACUCCAAAGGCCCUCCAGUUCAAGAAGCGAUUGCAACAAGAACAAAUACCCGAUGUUAAAUUCGGUGAACUCACUAAAAAUUGUCGUGAAUUUCGUGACAAUCAUGGAUAUUUUAGAGGUUUGGUCAAUAAGCAGGAGAAAGAGUUUCCGCUGGCGUUUUCCAUUUUGGUAUACAGAUCUGUUGCGCAAAUGGAGCAACUUUUACGCACGAUAUAUCGACCACAUAAUAUUUAUUGCAUUCAUGUAGAUGCAAAAUCUGAUUUGGAUAUUCAUAACGCUGUACAAAGUAUCACCAACUGCUUUGGAAACGUGUUUGUUGUUCCUCGGCCCUCUAAAGUUUCUUGGUGUUCUGCCCAAGUGUUGGUGGCUGAAAGAAUGUGCAUGAAAGAACUUCUCGAACGAGAACAUGGCUGGAAAUACUUAAUAAAUUUGUCGGAACUUGACUUUCCACUCAAGACGAACUUUGAAAUAGUUCAGAUUCUAAAGGUUUUCGAAGGUAUGAAUGACAUUGCAAGUUUUCGUGACAAUAAUUUCGCAUUCAGACAGGAGUACGCCUUUAAACAAACAAAAGAACACGUGGAAACGAGUGACAUCAGAAAGCGCUCACCGCCAAGGAAUCUAACCAUCUAUAAAGGAGAACCGAAUUACUCGCUCUCGCGAAACUUCGUCCAGUUUGUCCAGAGUAGCGAGAUUUCACACCAGCUGUUUGAUUGGCUCUCAGAUACUAGUUGCCCGGAUGAACACUUCUAUCAAACUCUGAAUCGUCUUUCCGAAGCACCGGGGGGUUUCAAUCACAACGCGAUGGCUAUCUCAAGAGCCAAAAUAUGGCACAACUCGGCUUUCUGUUUGGGUAAAAUGGUCAACGAUGUAUGUAUAUUUGGGGCUGGGGACCUGCCAUGGUUAAUCAAGCAGCCACAUUUGUUCGCCAGUAAGUUCGACAUUGAAUACGACCCAUUGCCAAGUUACUGUAUAGAACGGUAUCUCAAAACCAAGUCACUCUACCCACGUGUGUUCAAUCUCCAUGUUUAUAGACGGUUUGCGUCGAAACGACUGAUAGAUUCCACUUCUUUCAAAUGGACAACUGAUGGGGCAUUUUAG